This is a messenger RNA of Aspergillus melleus, 936 nucleotides long. RefSeq lists its product as uncharacterized. The transcript has a single exon. The coding region runs from base 1 to 936 and encodes 311 amino acids. The record is from RefSeq and is a predicted model, not a curated record. NCBI's taxonomy places the organism in Eukaryota, Fungi, Ascomycota, Eurotiomycetes, Eurotiales, Aspergillaceae.
AUGUUCUCAUCGUUGCAAUCGCGAUCAGGGCCAUACGCCUCCACUACAGCUAGCCUUGGAGAGCUCCCCUCGAUAACCACCGACGUUCCGAUCAGCGCAGUGUUUAUCGCCAUCUUCAUCGCAUUCGCUGCAACCAACAUGACAAUCUUGCAGAAGAACCUCCGCAGAAACCACAAGUUUGUGAUAUCAGGAGCAAUGUUUGGGUUCUGUAUGGCACGGAUCACCACCCUCGUUCUGCGCAUCGUCUGGGCGAACCGACAACACAAUGUCCGACUUGCGAUCGCGGCAGGCAUCUUCGUGAAUGCCGGUAUUCUCAUCAUCUACAUCGUCAACUUCAUUCUGUCGCAAAGAAUCCUCCGAGCAAAGCAACCUCACAUCGGAUGGAAUCCAGUCUAUCGGAUACUCUGCAAAGCUCUGUACUUCGCCAUCUUCGCCGCCCUGGUCAUGGUGAUCACGGCCAUGGUUGUAUCGGUCUACACGCUGAACCCUCAUACCAAGUCCAUCUGUCGCGACAUCCAACUCGCGUCGCUCACCUAUUUCCUCGUCUUCUCCUGCCUCCCGUUCCUCCAUAUCGCCGUGGCGUUGUGUCUACCGAGAUCCAAGGACGAAGAAACGUUCGGGGAGGGCAGCAUGAGCGCCAAAAUGAUUAUCAUGAUCCUAUCCGCAGGGCUAUGCGUCUUUAAUGCCGGGUUCAAGGCCGGAGUUAACUGGAGUCCUCUUCGUCCAAGAACCAAUCCCGGGUGGUUUGACUCAAAAGCGUGCUUUUUCGUUUUCAUCUUUGUCUUCGAGGUGCUCAUUCUGAGUCUGUUGACAUUCAGCCGUAUCGACAGGCGCUUCUUCGUGCCGAACGGUUGCGGGGGCCCUGGUGACUAUACUCGACUUCGAGACCAGACUGCUAAGACCGAGGGUGAUGACUCAGGGAGCCAAAAUGCUUGA